Messenger RNA from Pocillopora meandrina, 1656 nucleotides. Lineage: Eukaryota; Metazoa; Cnidaria; Anthozoa; Scleractinia; Pocilloporidae. The record is from the annotation of a GenBank genome assembly.
AUGCCUGGGAAAUGCUUGUUUAGUGACCGAUGGUUGGAAAACUCUUCCUAUAAAUUGUGGCUGGAACGUGACGCGGACAAGUUUAAAGCAAAAUGUAGAGUUUGUAUGAAAGCGUUUGAUGUAUCAAAUAUGGGAGAAUCGGCAUUGAAAAGCCACGAAAAGGGAAAGAAGCAUAUUCAUCUUAUCGAAAAGCAACAAAGAAAUACAACAGGUGACAUAAGAAACCUUUUCUCGAACAGCUCUUUUUUCGCUGCCCCUCGAACAGCCACUGAAAGUAACAACUCUACUUUGACUGUAUCAAGUAGUGCCGCUAGUACAACAGCAGGUAUGUCCGGGUUCGUGACGAGGAAUGAUACUUUAACUGCUGAAAUUUGGUGGGCGCUAAAGGUGAAUAGCAGCCAUUAUUCGUAUAAUUCCUGUACAGAUAUAAACUUCUUAGUGCAGCAAAUGUUUCCAGACAGUGACAUUGCAAAGAAAUUUACCUGUGGGGAGAAAAAGGCCUCCUAUCUUUCUUGCUUUGGUAUUGCACCAUGUUUCAAGAGUCUUCUAAAGGAAAAAGUCAAAUCUUCAAAGGGAUAUGUGCUUUUGUUUGAUGAAAGUUUGAAUCACGAACUGCAAAAGAAGCAGAUGGAUUUCCAUGUUCGCAUCUGGAAUCAUGACAAAGUUGAAACUCGCUAUUAUGAUUCACAAUUUCUUGGGCAUUCUAGUGCAGAGGAUAUGCUUCAAAAGUUUCAUUCUUGCAAAGAGGACUUGAGCUGUAGAAAUCUGAUUCAACUCUCUAUGGAUGGGCCCAAGGUUAACUGGAAAUUUUAUGAAAUGGUAGAGCAAGAAUUGAAGAGUGAUUUCAGUUGCACUCUCCUUAACACAGGCAGUUGUGGUAUACAUGUUGUGCAUGGAGCUUUUAAGGAUGGUUGUGAUGCAGCUGGAUGGACGGUGCAGAAAACUCUCUCCAGUCUUUACUGGCUGUUUAAAGACAGUCCGGCUCGAAGAGAAGACUACAUUAGAAUAACUGGUAGCAGUGUAUUCCCCCUAAAAUUCUGCCAGCACCGGUGGUUAGAGAAUGUGUCAGUUGCCGAGCGAGCACUGGAAGUGUGGCCUCACAUUGUCAAAUACAUUAAUGCUGUUAAGGCAAAGAAAGUUACUGAUCCCAAGUCCAAAUCUUACGAGACCAUUAGCAGUAGUUGCUGUGAUCCCUUGAUGCCAGCAAAGAUUGCCUUCUUCUCAUCAGUGGCAAAACAGAUCAAUCCUUUUCUCACAGCAUUUCAGACUGAUAAACCUAUGCUGCCAUUCAUGAGUAUCAGUUUGUACACUUUGUUGAAAUCAUUGUUGAAUAGGUUUAUCAAGGGUGAACUUGUUACCGAGGCAACAUCUCCUCUGAAGAUCCUGAGGUUGAAGCCCACUGAUAAAGAACAGCAGUUAGACUACCAGAAAGUUGAUGUUGGCUUUGUGGCACAACACAUGCUGAAAGAAAAAUCUGGGAAAUUGAGUGAAAGGCAAGUUCUUCAAUUCAGAAUGGAAUGUAAAGAUUUUCUUGCAAAAACAGCCUCUAAACUGCUUGACAAAACACCAAUAAAUUAUCGACUAGUAAGAAGUAUGUCUUGUCUGGAUCCAAGGCUAAUGGCAUCAGAGAAAGAAGGAUGUGUCAAAAAAAAAUGA